Alosa alosa (allis shad) is the source of this 1951-nucleotide messenger RNA. RefSeq names its product DCN1, defective in cullin neddylation 1, domain containing 2a (gene dcun1d2a). Gene Ontology annotation, cellular component: ubiquitin ligase complex. NCBI's taxonomy places the organism in Eukaryota, Metazoa, Chordata, Actinopteri, Clupeiformes, Clupeidae. Gene Ontology annotation, biological process: positive regulation of ubiquitin-protein transferase activity; protein neddylation. The record is from RefSeq and is a predicted model, not a curated record. Gene Ontology annotation, molecular function: ubiquitin conjugating enzyme binding; cullin family protein binding; ubiquitin-like protein binding. The transcript has 7 exons. The coding region runs from base 252 to 986 and encodes 244 amino acids.
CUGCACAGUUCUGUGAUCAAAAGCUGCCAUGUUUUUCUUUUUAUAAUUGUUUCACAAAACGGCAAGGCUCAUGUGAUGCUGCCCCUCCCUGCUUGGAGGCAGCUGAGCUGUCGAAACCUAGUCCGGUGGCACAGCCGCCGCUAGCGUAACAACUUUUGGAGCCUGUUGGUGAGGUGAAUCAAACCACAAAACCCACGAGAAAAGGUCAGCACAAGCUGAAGUCGUCACAGAAGGACAAGGUUCGCCAGUUUAUGUCCUUUACUCAGGCUGGGGAGAAGACAGCUGUGUACUGCCUGACGCAGAAUGACUGGAAACUAGAAGUGGCAACAGACAACUACUUCCAGAACCCAGACCUCUACUAUAAAGAAUCCAUGAAAACCUCAGUGGACAGGAAGAAGCUUGAACAGCUCUACAAUCGCUACAAAGAUCCCCAGGAUGAAAACAAGAUUGGGAUCGAUGGUAUACAGCAGUUCUGCGAUGACCUCAACUUAGACCCAGCCAGUAUAAGCGUCCUGGUUGUGGCAUGGAAAUUCCGCGCUGCCACGCAGUGCGAAUUUUCGAAGAAGGAGUUCCUUGAUGGCAUGACGGAGCUAGGGUGUGAUAGUCCAGAGAAGCUGAAGUCUCUGUUGCCCAGAUUAGAGCAGGAGCUCAAAGACAGCGGAAAAUUCAAGGACUUCUAUCAAUUUACCUUCAAUUUUGCCAAGAACCCUGGACAAAAGGGUUUAGAUUUAGAGAUGGCUGUGGCCUACUGGAAUCUGGUACUGACAGGCCGGUUCAAGUUUUUGGAUCUCUGGAAUAGGUUUUUAUUGGAGCACCACAAACGAUCCAUCCCAAAAGAUACAUGGAAUCUGCUUCUGGAUUUUGGCAACAUGAUUGCUGAUGACAUGUCAAACUAUGAUGAGGAGGGGGCUUGGCCUGUCCUGAUAGACGACUUUGUGGAAUUUGCCCGGCCAAUCGUAACAGGAACCAAGCGCAAGACUGUAUAAUCAUAACCCUGCUCUUCCAGAGGAGUGGGGUCUUGUUUUGCAUUGACUUUGUAGUUUUUUUAAAGACUUGUACAAACAUAUAAAAACAUAGAAAAAAGAAAAGCAGAGAAACACUUGAAGUCAGCAAGAGAAUCCAGUAAAAGCAAGAAACACACAGUACGAAGACCACCUGUCAAGGAAGUGCUGCUGAUGAAGACAUGGAAAGAAGGGGGAGGCACCAAGGAAACAAUACAAGAUUUGCUUUUGGAGUCGCCAUGUGCACAUUGCCAGCUGUUGGCACAGGCAAGCUAAUUCUAACCUCAGGCUCUUGAAGACGCCAUGGGGACCAUUAUAUAUAAUCUGGACCCCUCUGCGCCCUCCCUUGACCGCUAGCUGUGUAACACCUUGGGAGAGGAUGCCCUCUAUUCCUUCACCAUGACCACCCUUAAGAGUUGUGGGUGAGAGAAAGCAAGCGAGAGUGAGCAAAAUCUCAGAGCACUCUGCUGUGUUGUGGGCUAAAGACUUUUAUUUUGGUUUUUAUUCAAGUAUUUCCUGCAGGGCUUGGGAUGGUCGCACUAAACAGAUCCACUUUCUGAGCCAGAGUCCUGGGUUCUGAGCAGCAUGCAGCUUGGCUCAACUCACCAGCACAAACACUAUUGUUACAGUUGUAAUAUACUGUAUCUACUGUAGCAGUAUGUACAGAGAGAAUUAUAUAAAUAAAUCAUAUUAAAACUAUAUAAAAACAAAGCUAGGGAGAGCAAACAAAAGGUGUUUUGCGUACAGUGUGUCAACUCGUUAUCUGAUGCCUCAAUAUCGUUUUAUUUCAGGUCAACCGUGUGACCAUAUCAUCUGUUCUUUUGUUUUCUUUUUUUGGGUUGUAGAAGUUGGUGUGACUAUGUGCAGUUAUGUGUUUCUCAUCAACUUUGUUCACUUUGUUUUUUGUCAGAUUUAUGUAAACAAAUAAAUUAUAGCUCUUUAAGUAAAAA